CGGUCGGAUCUGAAGAUGGCGUCGCAGAGAGAAGCUGAUUUUCAUGCUGGUCGGAGCUGAACAGUUGUCAUCUUUGUGGCGGCUCAGCAGCUGACUGCCUCGUGCUGCGCUGAACUAGCAGUUCCAGGAACAACAAGUCGAGUCACGAUGAGUCUGACCUGCUCUGUUUGUCUGUCUUCAGAUUUGGUGAAGGAGACAUGUCGGAUCAUCAGACCAGUGCCGUGCUGCGAGCUUCCCAUCUGCCUCUGGUCCGCUCGGCGUUACAGUCCGUGACAUCAGCGUACUCAGGCGCCAAAGGUCGUUACCCUCUGCUGGGCAUGAUGGGAGGAGCAGCCGAGGUCGGUGUUCGCAGCAUCUCCCACCUCGCCAUGACGAGAGCCACGCCCCUCCUCCAGACUCUGGAGCCGCAGAUUGAAGUUGCCAAUCAGUUUGCCCUCGUUGGUCUCGAUCGUCUGGAGAAGAACUUCCCGAUCUUGAACCAAUCAACAGAUGAGGUGGUGGGUCACCUGAAGGACGCCUUCUUCGUGACCCUGGACGACGUGCAGCUGUGGGCGAUGGACGGUCUGGAUGGAGCUCUCGAUCAGCUCGAGCGUCUCGCCGAUAACGCUCGGGCGGCUGUCCUGAUGCUGCAGGACACUCAGGUGGGCCGAGCCGCUGCGUCAGGGUUCGAUGACAUGCUGGGUCGCCUGGAGGACGCCACCGCCUACUACCUGCCCCUCCCACCCACACUGCGUCGGGAGUGGGAGAUGAGGGUCCAGGAGUACGAGGACGAAGACGAUGACGAUGACGAUGAGCCCAGUCUGUGGACGAGGGUCCGCAGCCUCCUGCUGAGUCUCAGCCUGCAGCUCUUCUACCGUCUGAUGAAGAUCAGGGAGCAGCUGCAGAGAGCCGCCAGGACGCUGGGAGACGCUGCUGACGUGGUGGGUCUGGGUAAGGUCCUGCAGGUGGUUGGUGAGCUGCUGCAGUACCUGCAGGGUCUCCUGGUGGCACUGGUGUACCGGGCAGAGGGUCUCAGAGAGUUGAUCCUGAACGGGGUCAAAAGUCAGGCCGCCCUGUUGGCUGAGAUGCGUCCUGUGCGUCAAAUCAGAGAGCUGCCGGCUCAGAUCCAGCAGAUGCUCCAAGAUCUGCAGGAACUCUCCAAGAUCCUCCUGCAGCUGCUGAUCAAUGCCACACCGCUUUACAACAUGCUGCAGCAGCCGUCUCAUCAGGAUGUCGAGGACUUCCUGAACCAGGAGGACUUCAUGACUGACAGCUCGUCUCGUCGCAGUUCAGCUAACAGUCUCUUCCUGAAGGCGAUGGACGGCCGUCCUCGCCGUCGCCGCAGUCUCUACUCCCGAGCCUCUGCCUCCCGAGGCCCCGGGGCACCCCAGAGCCCCGACCCCCCCAACGGCCGGCGCUCCAGCCUGAAGGACACCCCGGCCCUGGAGGUGGAGGGCAUGCCCCUCCCUUCCGAUGGCUUUUCUGCCAACCGCCGCCCGUCCGCCGCCGAGAUGCUCUUCGCUCCGCUCAAACAGUUUGUCUCUCAAAGCCAGAAGGCCUUCGAGUACCUGAGCCCCAACGCCUCCGACAACGCCGCCAACGACACGGCAGCGGCCGAUUCUUAAACACCACGCUGAGGUGUGACCUCACCAUCACCGACAACGCAUCACUGCUGCCGGUCCCGACCUCCCACCAAUCACAGCCUCUUAUCUCAGCCCUCGAUGACGCGUCGUUGCUGCCUCAGCUGGUGUUAGUUUGCGCGUUCGUGUUCACCAACAGAGCGAUCGGAAGAUUAGUUUAACUCUCAGAGAAAGAUGUUGAUUCAGACAUCAAGUUUCAUUUCACCGGAGACAAAUUCAGUUAUUUAAACUUUAAUGAUCGACGGCUCACACGCCGACUUUCAUCGAUAAAUAAUGAAUCACUUAUAUGAUCUGAAAGCCACUUCAUAAUAAAUCAUGUCUUCGCUUCAGUGACACAUCUCACAGCCCUCAUCCAUCAGGAUUUGCUCCAAAAGUCCCUGAUGAAGUCCAUGAGAUGUGGCUGAGAGCUUCAGGAACAAGAUUCUUAUCUUCUUUUUAUACAUAUUAUUUUGGCCCUCAUGGCCGCCGUACUCAGCUGAUGAAGCAUGUGUUAGCAGGUCAGUGAGCUGUGAUGAAGGUGUUGCAGGUCUGAUGUUUCUUACAGAUGUAAAGAAACAGAUAAAUUAAAGAAUCCAGCAGUGAAAAGUGACGGAUUGUUCCUCUGAAUGUCAAUAGCUGAACUUGUUCAAACAUCUCCAGGUGAUCAUUUAUCACCAAACAAGUAAAAUAUGAAUCUAUUAUAAUUAUUGAUAAUUUAACAGAAUGUCUCUGAAACACUGUAAAAAAUAA
Molecule: messenger RNA, 2348 nt
Organism: Acanthopagrus latus (yellowfin seabream)
Lineage: Eukaryota; Metazoa; Chordata; Actinopteri; Spariformes; Sparidae
Gene: plin6
Product: perilipin 6
Exons: 7
Coding region: 198-1604 (468 amino acids)
Biological process (GO): positive regulation of triglyceride storage; lipid storage
Cellular component (GO): cytosol; lipid droplet
Source: RefSeq, a predicted model, not a curated record